CGCAGUGCACGCCGUGGCCGCCACGAGGAAGCAUCGCAGCGCAUAGCGGUGCGGCGCGAGACCCUCUUAGAGAAAGCGGGCGAUCGAACACCCGAAACGUCUACCGCAAACGUUCCCAAAAGGCGCCACAUGCGCUGCUGGGCGGGCAGUUCGGCGCCGCUGCGGGUGCCGCUGGAGCGGCGCCUGCAGACGCUGGCGGCCUCCUUGUGGUUCAUCACCUUCGGCUUCGGCAACAUCAUCGCCGGCCUCGUCGUGCUCGCCAUCCUCCUCUACUCGUACUACCUGCGCUGGCUGCUGCUGCCCUAUCUCGCCUGGGUGUGGUACGACAAGGACAUCUGCGAGCGCGGCGGCCGCAGGAAUAUGUCAACCCGCAGCUUCAUAGGCUGGCAUUACUUCCGGGAAUAUUUUCCUUUGCGAUUGGAGAAGACUGUUGAUCUAACACCUGACCGCAACUAUCUAUUCUGUGUGUUUCCACAUGGUGUUCUUAGUGCUGGUGCCUUUGGCCAAUUUGGAAAUGAAUUUGCACCAUUCAGAGAUAUGUUUCCAGGCUUGGAGCCUUAUGUGCAUACCCUGCAUAUACACUUUAUUACACCCUUCUUUCGGGAACUGGUUCUAGGAUUAGGAGGUUGUUCAGCAUCUUCUAAAAGCAUCAACUGGGUGCUGGGUGCUCCUGGAGUUGGUAGAGCUGGUAUACUGAUUGUUGGAGGUGCAGCAGAAUCUUUACAUUGUCGACCUGGUGUAUAUCGUGUAAUUCUGAGCAGACGAAAAGGCUUCGUGAAAAUUGCUUUGAAAAAUGGCACACCAUUGGUUCCUGUAUUUUCUUUUGGAGAAACAAACUUAUAUGAUCAGAUGCACAAUCCAGAAGGAUCAUUACUACGGCGUUUCCAAGAGUUUGUACGCAGAAAGACCACAGUAGCACCAGUUAUACCAAUUGGACGAGGUUACUUCCAGUAUUCCUUUGGUCUGGUACCUCGACGAAGUCUUGUCACUACUGUUGUUGGUCCUCCUGUGGAAGUUCCAAAGAUUCCAGACCCUACAAAUGAAGACGUUGACAAAUACCAUAAACUAUUUCAAGAUUCUUUAACAACCCUUUUUGAAGAAAAUAAACAUAAAUAUAUUCCUAAUGCUGACAACACAUUUUUGGAAAUAGAGUGAAUAAAUAAGAUCUGGAACAUUACUAUACUAACAUUAGCUACAUAAUGUGCACUUUUGAAUAUAUGAUUAAGUACAAACUCAAAUAUGCAUUUGAAAACAAAUGCAAACAUGCUGUGAUAAGAUUUUGGGUACAUUUAUUUAUAGAGAAAUUAAGGAAUGAAAUUGUGAUAUUCUUUUAUACUGUGAAAGUGUUAAAUACUGAUAAAUGUGACAGUGCAAUGCUUGAAAGACAAUGUUUUGAAGAGUGGGUGAAGGUUUGUAAGUUAGUUGUAAUUAAAAUGAAUGGUGUCAAACACUAUCUUUAGAGUUUAUUUUUCAAUUCCAAAUCUUACACCUUCAAACACACAUAAUUACCUAUUUAGUUGGAAAGUUAGGGUAUGAAAAUGCUUCAUUCAUACCAUUGAGGCUUCUGACUAUUUUCAUGUUGUUCUUUGUAGGAGUCUUGAAGUUGCUGAAAUCAUAUUUGAUUUAAGGGAUAUAUUUUUUCCAAAAUGCAUAAAAGACUUGCUACUGCCUGUAGAUCCAUCAAUAAAAUAGUGGAAGUUGAUUUUUUAUUUUCUAAUAAUAUUAGGAUUCUUUAAUUAUAAUGGGCUUUUCCGGAAAAAAGUUAAUUUCUUAUGCUAUAUUUAUGCUAUAUUUAUUACAAAAAGUACUUAUUUUGUAACUUAGAUUUGUGGUAGAUUAAAAUGGUAUAUAAUGUCUCUCUUCUCCU
Messenger RNA from Gryllus bimaculatus (two-spotted cricket), 1867 nucleotides. The record is from the annotation of a GenBank genome assembly. Lineage: Eukaryota; Metazoa; Arthropoda; Insecta; Orthoptera; Gryllidae.